Pseudonaja textilis is the source of this 740-nucleotide messenger RNA. The record is from RefSeq and is a predicted model, not a curated record. NCBI's taxonomy places the organism in Eukaryota, Metazoa, Chordata, Lepidosauria, Squamata, Elapidae.
AUGCUAAUCUUGGCUGUGUCUUGGCCACAGGAAACCCCAGGCCACAAAACGAAGAACCACAUCAGCCUUUCAGCCAAUUCUUUGGAUUAUGAGACUGAUAAAAAGCCAGCAAACCUCAGAAAUUUGAAGCUGUGUCCCAAAGACUGGCUGCUUCAUGAAAACAAAUGUUAUUGGAUCUCAGGGGAAAAACAAACCUGGAAUGAGAGUAGAGACAACUGCAGAGCCAAAGAUUCUGAACUUGCGAUUUUGAAAGAAGAGGCAGAACUGCAUUACAUCCACCAUGUCACCAAGGGGGCACAGAUGUUGUGGAUAGGACUGUCUGCAAAUUCCAAGACCCGUAAAUGGUUGUGGAUGGACAAUUCCCCAUAUAAUAAUAAAGAGAAGCCAAACAUCAUGGAGGCUCAAGGAAACAGCUGUGGGAUGGUGAAGGGCCCCAAAGUCAUCUCGGAAUCUUGCAGUGCUGUGACCAAGUGGAUUUGUGAGACAGAAGCUCUGAUUAUAUAAAUCAUUCAAGAGAAAAAACUAGGAAGGACUCUACAAUAAUUACAUUGGGCAGGAAUCCAGGUGGCCUUCCACUUACAACAGUUCCUUUAGCGACCGUUCAAAGUUACAACGGCACUGAAAAAAAAGUGACUUAUGAUGAUUUUUCACACUUAGGACCACUGAAGCAUCCUGCCCCCAUAGUCAGUAUUUUACAUUUGAAUGCUUGACAACUGAUUCACAUUUAUGACAGUUGCAGU